Molecule: messenger RNA, 555 nt
Organism: Paramecium octaurelia
Lineage: Eukaryota; Ciliophora; Oligohymenophorea; Peniculida; Parameciidae
Source: the annotation of a GenBank genome assembly
AUGCUAUUAAAAACACGACAUAGGUCUUCUUUAUAAACUACCCAUGAUUCAUUUCUCUCAGAAUUAGAAGUUGAUAGAAUUAUUAGCUCUUGCAACUUAACUUUAGCCAAAGUGACUUCAGAACAUGAUGAAAUCAAAGUUUAAAUUUAGGAUUAUAAAGCAUCGAUUGACUACUUAUAAAAAUCAAAUAUUCAGUAAGAGAAACAAUUAAAAGUACUAAAAUCCAAUCUAGACGACAAAGAAUAUGUACAAAAUAUAAAAAAUGAUGUUCUCAAAAAAUUAAAUGGGAUUGAGGAUAAUAUGGAUAAUCUUGAGAAGUAUUUGGAAGAAAUCUAAAAAAUAACACAAGAAAUUGAAUAAUCUCCAAUAAUGUGGAAAUGUAUUAGAUGUGGAUUUGCUUAAAAAGAAGGUUAAAAUGAAGCUAGUUGCACAUAUCAUCCUGGAAAAUUAAAAUACUUCUCUUGUAGAUUAUGUGGUUAAGAUGAAUAUUUUACUUGUUGUAAUAGAUGUAGAGAUUGUCUUUACGGUUGCACCAAAGGUUUACAUAAACCAUGA